This is a messenger RNA of Coprinopsis cinerea okayama7#130, 576 nucleotides long. RefSeq lists its product as hypothetical. The transcript has 2 exons. Bases 1 to 576 code for a protein of 191 amino acids. Lineage: Eukaryota; Fungi; Basidiomycota; Agaricomycetes; Agaricales; Psathyrellaceae. Gene Ontology annotation, molecular function: nucleic acid binding; zinc ion binding. The record is from RefSeq and is a predicted model, not a curated record.
AUGGCUGGACGAUCGGGCGGCGGUCGAGGAUUCGGACGUGGUGGUGGUCGAGGAGGACACCAGCGUUCGUACUCUGGGCCCCCCAACUUCUUUGGGAACCAACCAAACUUCCACCAAGGCCCAUCGAGAAACUUGUAUCAGCCUCCCGCUCAGAGCUUUGGCUCACCCGGCUGUUAUUUCUGCGGCGGCAAUAGUCACUACAUGCGCGACUGCAACACGGCAGCUCGGUACCAAAACGAAGGAUGUUGCCAGUACGACUUCAGGGCCAACCGUUUCUUCUUCGGCGACGGCUCUCCCAUCAUCUUACCACCUGGAGGUACGCUUCAAGCUGUGAUCGACGCGCGUGGAUCCGGAGGAGAGGGGAGUGGGAGUGCAGCUAGGGCACCGUCUGCUGCACCCGCUACGGCAAACCAACAAGCCCCGGUAGUUCGGUUUUGCGCAGUAGUUGAGGAGCCAGCGGUUCUCGCCACUCUCACAGAGGUGAAGGACUUAGAGGAUACGGAGGGAGCGCAGCAGAGCGAUUCGGAGGGCCCGAAUGAUGCUGCAUUGGAGGAACCAGAUAAGGCGAGCGGUUAA